AGGAAGGAUGAAGAGCAGAUCCCCAGUGGGGUUCGCAUUGUAUCUGCUACUAACCAAAGAACACAAGGAAAGAAACCAAGGAAAAGUAGUGUAUGAGAGUGGGCGAAAGAGAGACGCGUGAGAGUUAUAGUACAAAAAAUGGGGAGUCUAGUGUAUCAGGGGAUUUCCUCCGCUGCAUUCACGCUUGGGAUGUACCACCUCAUCAGUACCACGCGCAACUACCUCAAAUCGCCGCACACCUACGUCGCCAAACCCUUCCACCCCUUCCCCUACCCUCGCCGCCUCCAGCUCUACUUCCUCAUUUUCGCCCUCCUCGUCGCCAUCGCCCACGACCUCCUCAUCUCCGUCGACGCCGACCCCUUGCUCCGCGGCGCCACUCCUGUCCACCUCCUCCUCUCCCUCCAGUCCGCCGCCACGCUCUUCCUCUUCCUCCUCCUUGGCCUGGCCCUUCUCCUCGCCGACUCCUCCCCUUCCAUCCUCCCCCUCCCCGCCGAACUCGCCUUCGCCCUUGCCUCCGGCCUCUUUCUCCUCCACUCCGCCCUCGCCUCCGCUCGCGCAGCACUUCAGACCUCCGCCAUCGAGGCCAAGUGCCUCUCCGUCUCCGGCAGCCUCUCCUCCAUCUCCGCACUCCUCUGCCUCCUCCUUGCCGCCCUCCCCCGUCUCUUUCCCGCCGACGCCGCUCUCGCCGCCACCUUCUGCCUUCGCGGCCUCUGGUCUCUGCAGACCGGCCUCUCCCUCUAUGCCGACGCCUUCAUCCCCGACGGCUGCCACCGCCUUCUCGACGUCAAGAGCGGCGUCGAGGGAUCCACGCAGUGCGAUCUCGACGAGUCUAAGUUCGCCGCCGUUGCGAUUCUCGAUCUGGCGUUCCUGAUCCACGCUAUCUUCAUCGUUCUCCUCUUGCUCAUAACCUACGCGCUCGUCGCCAGGAGCGUUGGUCUGAGAAGGCUCGGAUCCUAUGAAGCGCUGCCCACGGCGACUUCAUCUUUGGACGCCAACCACAGCCAUAUUCAGAUGAUGGGCUUGACCGGCACCCAGGCUUGAAACUUUUCGCUCAUUAUAUUACCUCUUUUUUGUUCUUUUUUAUUUUAAAAUUUCUUAUCUGUCUUCCUCUGAUCAUAAUGUAGGUUUGAACUUUGUGAAUACACCAUAGUAUUCCUGUUUAGUGAGUGAGGCGAAUUGUUUAUGUAGUUCAAUUUUGUUUCAUUACCUGUUACUGCUUUGCAUAUUCCUAAACACCCCUUCAAUACAUAUGAUAUGAACAUGGCUCUAAAUUGCGAUUGCAACGGCAUCAUGCAUAUGCAGAUUAAUUCUUUUCA
Molecule: messenger RNA, 1316 nt
Organism: Vigna umbellata (rice bean)
Lineage: Eukaryota; Viridiplantae; Streptophyta; Magnoliopsida; Fabales; Fabaceae
Product: plant viral-response family protein (DUF716)
Source: RefSeq, a predicted model, not a curated record